AUGGGAGAUCAACCGUUGACCAAAGCAGAUCUUGAGGGUAUUUCGGAGGCUUUAACCACGAACCUCACUGCUUUGAGGAAUCAGAUGGCGGCGUUAACGACUCAAUUAACAGCUUUUACCAAUCAAGUUGUUAACGCAGGGCAAAGAGAUAGGGGAAGAGAACCAAUUAGGGUUCAACAGGGCAGAAACAAUCGUGCCGCAGAGCCAGUUAGGGUUCAACAUGGUGGAAACAAUCGUGGUGUUAAUGUUGAAAUCUCUAGUUCUGAUGAUGAAGAUCUUGAGGACGAAGAAGAAGCUGAUCAAGAGAAUCGACAAAACAAUCAUGAUUAUAGAGUAAAGGCUGAUAUUCCAUUGUUCUAUGGAACUAUGGGAGUGGAGGAGUUUCUGGAUUGGCAGAUUGAUGUUGAUAGAUUCUUCGAUGUGAUGGGUGUUCCUGAGAGCAAACAAGUUAAGAUGGUAGCAAUCAGGCUGAAGAAAACUGCUGCUGUAUGGUGGGAUAAACUUGUUAUCCAAAGACAAAGGCAAAGAAAAGGACCAGUCAAGACUUGGCGUAGAAUGAAGCAGUUGAUGCUUGAUCGGUUCUUACCAGAAGACUAUGAGCAGAUUCUCUACAAGAUGUAUCUCGAAUGUGUUCAAGGUAAACGAACAGUGACAGAGUACACAGCUGAGUUUGUGCGUUUCUCUGAACGCAAUGAUCUAGGAGAGACAGAUAAUCAAAAGGUGGCUAGAUACAUCAGUGGUUUAAGAAGCUCUAUACAAGAGAGAAUUGGUUUGCAGACCGUAUGGACUGUGCAAGAGGCUUCUAGUUUAGCUUUGAAGGCUGAGCUAAUGGAGAAGUCAACUCGCAAUUUUGGAAGCAAGUGGAUGGUAUUGUUCGCGCAGGGAUCUGCGUAG
Messenger RNA from Microthlaspi erraticum, 894 nucleotides. NCBI's taxonomy places the organism in Eukaryota, Viridiplantae, Streptophyta, Magnoliopsida, Brassicales, Brassicaceae. The record is from the annotation of a GenBank genome assembly.